AUGAAUAAUGAAAUCGAAAUAUACAUAAAAAAUAAAAUCAUAGGCAUGUUAAAUAUUCAUGACCAUGUCUUAGAAGAGUGUUUAAAAGAUACAAAGAACAAGAACAAUUUUAUAUAUUUCCUUUCAUCUUCUCCCAUAAAUACCACCCUUUUCUUUGUCUUACAUAAAUAUACUCAAGAAGAAUGUGAGAUAGACAAAGAAUUAAAUAUCAACCCUAAUGACAACACAGAAAACAUUCUCACAAAAGAUGAACAAGCUCAAAAUAAAAAAGAUAAACACAAUCAAGAUGAUGUGAAAGAUGUAGAUUCGGAUAAUAAAAAAGAAGAAGAACAAAAUAUAAAAAAUGACUUAUUAGAAGAUAAUGAUAUAACAUACACAAACCAUAUAAAUAAAAGUAAUAAUGUAGCAAAGGAGAAUAUUAAACAAGAAGAUGAGAGCAGUACAUUGGAUAUUCACACAAAUAAUAAUGAUAAAGAAGAAUUAAAAAAUAAGAAAAAAGAAAUGAAAUAUAUAUUAAAAAUGAGCAUUAAUAAUGCAUGUAUAGAUGAAUGUAUAGGAGAAGAAAAUGAAAUAUAUGAUAACAAUAAUAAUCAUGUUGAAAAAAAAAAAAAAAAUAAAAAUAUAUAUAAACAAGUUAUAUAUUUUUUAAAAAUUAAUGAUAUAAAAAUUAAGAAUAUAAAUAUAGAAGAAUAUUUUAAUAAGACAUACACUUUUGGAAAUCUUCAUCCUAAUUAUAUCAAUAAUUUUAAAACAUUUUUCAAAAUAUUUUUUAUUCCAUUUUUUCAAUGUUUAUUAAAAAAAAACAACUCCCUUGAAUAUUUCACAAAUGAUAUUGAACAAAAUGAAAAAAUUGAAAAUAUUUUAAUGAAGCUAAAAAAUUUAAAAAAAAAGGAAGACCUCAAUAAUAAUUAUUAUGAAGAAUAUCAAAAUAAAUAUUUAAAUUUUAUUGAGAAAAGUAAAUAUUCAGGGAGACAAUAUAAUGAACUAAUACAUGAAGCUCCUGAAAAUGGCUUGUUCCUAUCUCACCAAGAAGAUGGCAUUCAAAAUGUAAAUAUAAAUCAAAAGGAAAAGGAAAAAGAAAAAGAAAAAAUAUAUAAAUAUAAACACGAAAUUACAAAUAUAUAUAAAGAUAAAGAUAAAAAUAUAAAUGUAUUUACAAAUACAAACAUAGAUAUACAUAAUAAAAAACCUCCUUAUCAUCAAUACCAAGAUAUACAUCCAUAUAAUCAUUCGUAUAGUUAUAAUAAAAAGUACUUGUUAAACUCCUUUUUCUACCUAUUAAAUUAUUACAAACAAAUAAUAAAAUUGGAACAAUUUUCUCACAAUGAAAUUGUAGGAGAUAUAAUAAAACUUAAAGAUGAUCAAGAUAACAUUGAUAAAUAUUUAAAAAAUAUUUGUGAAAUAAUUAAAGAAUUUCUAUUAAAAGAAAAAAAGAAUGAUAAGAAAAGGAAAAAUGAUAAAACAAGAGUUGAAUACUGGAAAGAAAGAUAUCAUCGUAUUUAUAAUGUACAUGAACAAAUUAAUAGUAAAAAAUUCGAACAAAUCUUAGAGAACCUUAAAGGAAAAAAUUAUAAUAAAGAAUUAUGUAAUGAAAUUAAAUUAAUACUUUUAGAUAUAGAUAAUAUACAUAUGGAAUCUUUUGAAAUGAUAAAGUUUAGUAAAUUAUUAGAAACCUCAUUCGAAAAAUUAAAACAUAUACAUAUAGAUCAUAUGAAAAAUGGAAUUAAAUUAGUUAUAAAAAAAAUUAAAAAUAUAUGGUUAAGUUCUAAAUAUUUUCGUAAAGAAGAUAUUAUUAUUGCCUUCUUUCUAAGAUUAUCAAAUAUCAUAUUUGAUUUAAUUUUAUAUAUUUCGAUUAAAGUAAAAAAAUUAAAUAAACCCAAAAAAAUUAAAAAAAUUAUUUCCAAAUGUAUAGAUAUCUUAAAAUUCUAUGAAAAAGAAUUUAUAUAUGUUAAAUUAGAUAUAGAAAUUAUUGAUAUAAGAAAAAAUUGGUAUUUUGAUAAAUACAUUAUCUUUAAAGAUAUUAGACAUCUACAACAUAUUCUAGCUACAUUAUAUACUGUCUAUUCAGAAAUCAUAUAUUUCACUGAUCUAUGUUUAUUAAAAUUAAAAAAACUAGUAAAUAAUAAAAAAAUUAUGAAUAAUAUUAUCAUAGAAAUAAAUAAAUUAUAUCAACCGUUCAGUGAUCUAUUAAAAAAUAUUUACCUUUAUGAUGAUGAACGUAUUAUGAUAUUAAUGAAAAAAUUAAAUGAACAAUGUUUAAAAAUAGAAAAAAAAUGUAUCAAAAUUAUAUAUAUUCAAUUUUCUAAUUUGAGAAAUACCACUUCCACCUAUUUAUUGGUUGAAAAGUUUCAAAAUCUAAAAAAGAGUUAUAAAAUAGAUAGACUAUUAAUCAAAAAAUUAUAUGAUAUUUUGUUUUUAUAUAAAAAAGAAUUAUAUCAUUAUAUGAAUCUAUUCAACAAUAUGGAAAAUGUCAAAAAUAUGUAUAAUAUCAAAAAUAUGUAUAACAUGAAAAGUAUGGACAAUAUAAAAGGCAUACAUAAAAUGAAAAGUGGAGAUUAUAAUAUAAAAGGUGUAAAUAAUACAAAGGAUAUAAAUCAUGCUUCUAAUAUUCAAACUAAUUAUAAUAAUGUUCAUUAUAAUGAAAUGGGAUGUGAUAAUAUAUAUAAGAAAAUACUCUUUUGUCUUAAUAUAUACAAAAAAAUAAAAAAACCAAUUUUAAUAUUUAAAACGAAUACAUAUAUUACAUCAUCAAAUGAAUACAAAAUUAUAAUAAAAUUAUAUGUUAACUUUUGUAAAAAAAUGUUUUCAUAUAUUGUAGAAAAUUAUUUUAUGUGGAAAAAUAAUUCCCUUUCUCAAAUGAAUAAAAUUUUAUCAUCAAAUAUAAUAAGCAUAAAUAAACAAUUGAACUUUUAUUAUAUAAUUAACUUUAAUCCGAACUUUUUUAAAACUUUAUAUGAAUAUAUAUAUAUAGAAUCCAUAUAUGAUUUCAACACACCUAUAGAAAUAUUAAAUAUAUAUUAUUUUAAAAAAAAGCUAUAUAGAUAUUUAUAUGAAUUGAAUGAAAUUAUUUUAUUUUAUAAAAAUUUUACAAAAAACACUUCCAUAAUCCAACAAAAAGUUCUGAUAAAAUUCUUUCAAUGUUUUGAACAAAAAUUAAUUUAUAUUUCAAAUAAUAUUAAUUGGUUAAAUUUAAAUAUUGAUCAUUAUAUAAAUGAUUUAAAUAAUUGUAAAAGUGUUAUAGAAAAUGUACAUUUAUCAUUAUCUUAUUCAUUAAAUAGUAUAGACAAAAUAAUAUUUAAUAUGCAGAAUAUUAAUGUAGUCAAAUAUAUUGAUUGGAAUUGUAUGAAACCCUUACAUAUACAACCAUUCUUUAAUUAUUUUGAACAAUAUCGAAUAAAUCAAGUUACCAAAAUUAUUCAAAAAUAUCGUGAAAUAUCACAUAUACUUAUAAAAAUUGAACAAAUACUAGAAAAAACAAAAAAUGGUAGAAGUGAUAUAAUGGAUGAAUUAUAUUAUUUAUAUCAAUGUAAAAUAUAUAAAUCAUUAAGUCUAAUUAUAAUAAAAGGAUUAUGUACAUAUGAAACAUUAAUUGAAAAUAAUUUCCAAAAAAUUAAAUUCUUACAUAAUUAUUAUAAACCAUCAUUAUAUAUAAAAGAAGAUAUAUAUUCUGAUGUAUUCUUAAAUAAUUCUAUACAAAAUAUAUUCAAAUUAAUAUCCAAACUUUUAACGAAUUUAUUAUUAUCAUCAUCAGAAUUUAUUAGAUGGCUAGAUUAUUCAUGUAUUGAAGUUCCAAUAUCACUCAAAGAAGAUUUCGACGUUUUUAAAAUGAAAUUCUCAUUCUAUCAAAGUGUUAGUAAAAAUAAAAUUAUAAUCGAUAGAAUAAUACAUAUUCAUCAACUCAUACAAAAUGUUUUCCAAAAAGCUAAUAAAUAUAUUUAUAGCUUCCUAAAAUAUGAUAAUAUUAUUAAUACAAUUAUUAAAACACAAACCAAUUUUAAUAAAAACCAAAAACAUAAUACAUAUCCUCUAAUAUAUUAUGAUAAUGUACUUAAAACUAUUACAAAUAUACAAAAUAAAAUACACAAAGAAAAGGACAAAAAAAAUAUUCAAUUCAUAUCACUUAAUAUUUCAUUUGUUCUUAAUUCUAUCAAAACCAAAUUAAAUCAUUCAAAGACAUUCUUUUUUAACAAUCUCCAUUUUAUAUUUACAACACUUAAAUGUUCAACCUUGAGCGAAAUAACAAAAUAUAGUGCCAUCCUCAAAACUUCUUCAAAUUCAAUGGACAAAUAUGAAAACAUCAUAAAAACAAUUAACACAAUAAAAUCAGAAAACAUCAACAUAGAAAUAAAUAUCCAAAAAACAGAAGAAAUAUAUAACAUUUUAACAAUAUAUCAAGAUAAUCAUAUAAAAGAUGAACAGAAAGAUAAACUAUUUUCUUUAUAUCCAUUAUAUUUAAAUAUGCUCAACUUGGCCUUCUUUAACGACAACCUCAUGUUUGCCAUAAAACAAGAAUUCUACAAAAACACAAAGGAAAAGAUUAUCCUAUUUGAAGAAAAAGUAAAAAAUAUUUUAGAAAUGUUCCAUUCAUCUGGACCAUCAUCACAAAAUAUAGAUUUAAAUGAAGGAAUGGAAAGCCUUAAAAAAUACAUCAACAAUUUUAAAGAACUAGAAAUUGAAAAGGAGGAAAUUAUAAAAGCUCAAAUUUUAUGUAAUAUGAAAAUAUUACUUUUCGAAAAUUUUUAUUUACUAAAAAAUACUAUCAAAAUAUAUAAUUCCAUUUAUUCAAUAUAUAAUUCUUAUAAUACACGAAUCAACGAUUUUCUUGACGUUAUAUAUUACAAGCUUAAUAUAAAAGAAAUAAAUAAAUCUCUCACAGAAGUAAAAAAUGAGUUGACAGAAUUACAAAAAAAUCAAGAAGAAGCCAAAAAUAUCUUGGCAUUUAAAAAAAUUAAAGAAGAAUUAUACAAAAUGAACAUCAUAUUGACAAUUGUCUUUUUGUUACAAAACACAAAUAUGAAAUUAUCAAAUUGGAAAGAAAUAAUAAAUCUUCAUUUCAAUAGAAAACAAAUAAAAAAUAAAACCAUAUUAGAAAAUACAAUAAUAAUUAAUGAUAAAACUAUAAAUAUAAAAUCUAUAACAUUAUAUGAUAUGCAACAACUACAAAUAUAUCUAUACUUUAACGACAUCAAAUAUAUCAUAUACAAAAUUAAGGAAGUAGAAAAAUUAGAAAAAAAUCUUAACGAUAUUGAAAAUAAUUGGAAACAAGAAUCCUUAAAAAUAAAAAAAUAUAAUGAUUACAUACUCCUUGAAGAUAAUAAUCAUAUAUUCAUUAAUAUUAAAAAUACAUUCAAUAAUUUACAUUUUAUGAGAAAUAUACGCUUUGCUCAAGAUCUAAUACCCAAAAUAAAUUAUAUACAAAAUAAGCUCCUUUUUAUAUAUGAACUCUUAUCUUUAUGGAUCAAUACACAAGAUAUAUGGCUUCGACUGGAAAAUUUCUUCCAAAACGAAAAUUUUAACCACUUCAGCAACGAAUUAAAAAAUUUCAACAAAAUAAACAAAACAUACAUAGAAAUAAUGAAAAGCGUAAAAAAAAAUUUGAAUUUAUUUCAAAACGCUAACACUCAUUUCUUCUAUAUUUUGAAAAAUUAUAAUGAAAGCUUAUUAUUUUUAUACAAUGAAACUAUAAAUAUUCUACAAGACAAAAAAUUUACAUUCCCAGACUUCUUUUUUUUGACUGAUCAAGAAUUGUUUGAUCUUUUAUCUAAUAGCGACACAGAAACAUUAAAAAAAUAUUGCCAUAUAAUUUAUCAAGACCUUUUAACCUUUAACGAUAUAGAUAAAACGAUUAUUGAAGUUGUUACAACAAAAAAUAAUAACUUCAAUUUAAAAAAUGGUAUUAAAAUAAAUGGAAUUGAUACAUACUUUAUGUUAAAAGAAAUGAUAAAAAGUUCUUUGAAAGAAAAUAUAAUGACAAGUCUGAAAAAUUAUUACAACAACAACAUCAUUUUAAACAUAAUUAUUAACGACAUAUCCAUAGUCUCAUGUGUAGUAAUAAAAGUUAUAUUAACAGAGGAAGUUAAAGAAAUUAUGCAAAGAAAAAAUCUUGAAUAUACCCAAAGUGUGCUAAAUAAAUAUAAGGACAUGUUGGACAAUUUAAUUAAUGAACUAAAAAAUAUGAAAGGGAAAGAUAUACAAAAGACAGAAUAUUGUAUCAUAAUAUUUUUAGAAUUUAUAGAAUUUCUAAAAAAAAUAAUCCAAGAAAAUAUUCUCGAUGAAAAUCAUUUUUUCAUUUACUAUCAAUUCAAAUAUGUUCUAAAUAAAAAUAAGGAAGAAAUAUUAGUAACAUACGGAAAUUAUACCUUUAAAUAUAACUAUGAUAUAUUAGAAAAUGAUAAUAUGUUUAUUAAUCUAAUACCAAAUAAUAAAUAUAUAUUUACUAUAUGCUCAAAUAUAUACAAGUCUUACUAUAACAUGAUUAAAGGAAAAAACAAAAAAUCAACUAUAAAAUAUAUAACUUCAUCAUUGGGGUUAAGAACGCAUUAUAUUAAUGCACACACAAAUGAUAUACUACAAAAUAAUAUAUUGGGAUCUAUUCAACAAGGUUAUGCCUUAGUUAUACAAAAUGUGGAUGAUUUCAAUAUUGAAACCCUGUCAGUUUUAACAAAUAUUUUUAGAACAAUACAGACAUGCUUAAAAAAAAAGGAAAAAAACAUUUACAUUUUUAAUAAAGAUAUCAUAUUUGAUCAUAGCUCCGUAAUAUUUUUCACAUACAAAUAUGGAAGAAAUAUUCCCAUAAAUUUUAAAAACAUGUGUAAAGAAGUACUCUUAAAUAAUUAUCAAGAAAUCGAACUCCUAUAUAUAUAUAUGUACUUAAACAAUUUUACAAAUAUUAAAAGUCUUUCUAUAACACUAUGGAAUUUUAUGGAGUAUAUAAAUUUUACCUUUUUCAAUUCCAAAAAUAAUAUGUUAAUGGAUUCAAUUAAUAUAAUAAAAUUAUGUAAAAACCAAAAAGAAGAAUAUACAAAAGAUCAAAUGUUAGCUCAGUAUAUAUUUAUUUAUUAUUAUAAUAAACUGGAGAAUGCUAAUCCUAACAAAUUAAAGAGUUUAAUAAAAACAUUCUUCAAUAUAGAAAUUGAUAAAAGAUUAUUCUUUGAGGAUCAAUCUAAUCGUUUAAAGGAGGAGUUACAAAAAGAAUAUAUAUUUUUAAAAGAUGAUUUGUUUUAUAAAUAUCAAGAAGAUAUAUAUAUAUUAAAUGAAAAAUUAAAUAAUGAUUUUAUCUCAAUAUUAUACGGAAAUCCAUUCAUAGGAAAAUCAACAAUGUUAAGGAUAUAUAACACUCUAUAUAAUUAUAAGCACAAAUUUAUAUAUUUAGACGCCCUAUAUGAUUCACAAAAUAAUUUGAACGAACAAUUUUUAUAUGAAUUUAUUAAAAAGAAAAAAGAUAAAUAUGAAACAUACAAUUUUAUAAUAAAAAUAAAUAGUAUUAAUUCAUAUAUAUAUCACACAUUGUCUUCCAUUAAUUUAUAUUCAUCAAAAAUUAAAAAACGUGAUGAGAAUGAUAUAAAGUGUAAAAUUAUAAUUGAGUGUAAUAAUAUUUCCUACAUAGAUCCUUAUAUGCUUAACAAAACGAAUAAAGUCUAUAUACAAGACAAUAUAAACAUUUACAAUUAUUUUAAAAACAGAAGUUAUUAUAUAUUAAAUUAUAUAUUAAAUAUUAACUUGUCUGAUGAAAAAAACGUAGAAGAUAAUAAAAAUUGUAUUAAUUAUAAAAAUUAUUAUCUAGAAAGAAAAAAUAUUCUUCUUCAAAUAUAUGAAGAGUUUAAAGUAUUCUACAAAAAAUUUAUGAUACCAAUAUUUGAUUAUAUAGAUAAAAAGAAAAAAAAAAAAAGACCAUACAUAUAUUCAAACAAUAAUAAUAAUAAUAAUAAUAAUAACAAUAGUAAUAAUAAUAAUAAUAGUACUAUUAAUCAUUUUUAUAAAUAUAGUAAUAUAUAUAAUGAUGAUGAUGUGAAAAAAACAAAACAAAAUGGGAAUCCAAAAGACAACUCAUUAAUAUUCAAUUCAUCCAUACUACAACUUACCUUGGAUAAUAAAAUUAUCAUAAAUAAUUUCAUAGAUAUAUUUAAAAGUAAUAUAUUGUACUUUUUGAAAUAUAAAGACGAAGAAUAUGAAGAAACACAAAAAAAUAAUAAUAUAACUAAUAUAAAAGAAUUCGAUGAUAAUAAAUCAAGUUACCAAUAUACUUAUGAUAAUGAUCAUACACAACAAGAAUGUGAUUUAGAAAACCUAGACAAAAAUUAUAUAGAAAAUAUUUGUAUAAUACAAGCAGAUCAAGAAAAUAAUAAAAAAGUAGAAUUAUAUAAUAAACAAGAAAUUUACAAAAUAGUUAUAAUUAAAGAAAACAUUCAUUCUAUAUUAAUCAGUUGUCUUGUUUUCCUUUUUAAUAAUUUCUUAAAUGAACAUGAAAAAUAUAAUUUCUUUCAUUUCCUAAUAAAUUUAUGCAUAGAUAAUAAUAUUAAUGUUGAUAAUAAUAUAACAAAUAAAUACUAUAACAUACAAAAGGGAAUAUGGAUUGCCAUAAGUAGUUACUUCAACAUCUCUACUACUAACCAAUUUAAUAACGAAAGCUUAAUAUUUUACGACGAAGAAAUAAAGAAAAAAAUUAAUUCAAUCAGUUUAUUAUAUCAAGGAGAAUGUAAUAUUUGUUUAAUAGGAAAGACAAAAAAUUGUAAGACUAUUAUUCUUAACGAAAUAAUUGACAAACAUAAAAAAAUUAAUCACAUAACAAUAAAUGUGUUAAAAUAUACGAAUGUUUUAAAUUAUAAAAUUUUACAUGAUAAAUUAAUCAAAAAAAAUAUUAAAAAGUAUUUUCAUCAAUCAUUGUUAUAUAUAUGUAUAGACGACAUACACAUAAAUUAUGAUAAACAAAUCAACCCUUCUAUAGAGUUUCUUCAAAAUCUUCAAAGAAAUUUAUGCUAUUUCGAAAAUAAAACUCUUGAUAUAGAAAAUAUAAGAAGCAUUAUUUCGUUACACUAUGAUCACAUAAAUGAACAUGAUUAUUAUCAAAACAUGUCAUAUUAUUAUUCCCUCAUAUUCUUAAAUACAGAUAAAAAAUCUCUACUUACAUAUUUUAAUGCAUUGAUUAAUCAUACACUCAACAAUAAAUACGAAACAAUACAUAAUAAACUAGUUAGCUACAGCAUAGACGUAUUCUGGAAGAUACACGAAGAAAUUAAUUUUAAACAGAAAAAAGAAAACCAUUUGAUAUUUACGAAAGAAAAUAUUUUCUUGCUAUAUGAAGAUUUAUUGUAUUGUAAAACUAACUAUAUGAAUGAGCAGGAUGUCAUAACAAACUGGUGCCAAGCUUCUAAAAAUAUUAUUCUAAAUAGGAUCCUAAGAAAGGAGAAUAAAAAGCAAAUUAUGAUAUUACUCAAAGAUAUUGAAGAGAAAUACUUUACAAACAUAGAAAAGAAUAAUUCAUCAGUAUAUAUAAAUUAUUUCUCCAAAGAGACUUAUGAACAUGUAGAAAGAAACACACUUAAAGAGGAAUUUUUAAGAAGCCUUAGCAGUUAUCAUAAUUUGUAUAUGAACACAAAUGUAUUUGUUGAAUUUUAUUUUGAAACAAUUAUAGAAAUUUAUAAGAAAAUAAGUAAAAAUUAUAAAACGUCUAUGAUCAUAUGUAUGAAUAAAAAGAGAGCUGUCAUUUUAUUAAGUGCUGUAGCAUAUAUAUUAAAUAUAAAUACAAUAAUAGUAAAUAAAACAAGCAUACAAGAAAAUGUACAAGAUAAAAUUAAUUACUACAAUAGAUUACGGUUUCAAAAAAAUCUUUUUAUUCUAAUUAAUUUUACGAAUAAAUAUUAUGAUUAUUUUUAUUCCUUAAUUUAUAAAACAUUCCCUCCUCUUCUCUUUGAAAAAAAAGAGCUCUUUCAAAUGUACACAAAAACGGGUCUCAUAUCAAACGAGUUGAAGUGGGAAAAUAUAAAAACGAUAAUGAAAAAUAAUACUUAUGCCUGUCUUAUACAUGAAAAACGAUUCGAUUUGUACACGUCCAAUUUUCAAAUUUAUAAAAAUAUUUAUAACGACAUUCAUAUUAUACAUAUAGACAGCUGGGAUAAGGAAGAAUAUAUUAAUUACUGCAAUCUCUUUUUGAAAAAUAUACACGACAAUCAUUUUAUAGAUAAUAUAUUAAACACUUUUAAAAAAAAAGUAAUACUCAACACAUUAGAGGACGAUAGUGAACACACGACAAAACCAAUAUCUAUAAAAAAAAAAGAUAAUAAGGAAAAAAACAAAACUAUAUUUAUUAAUUCGGUUGAUUAUAUGAAAAAUAAAAACGAAGAAAAGCAAACAAAUGAAAAAAAAAAAAAAAACAACGAAAAAAAAGACAACAAUGAAAAUAAACAAAAUAAAGAUAAUAUAGAUGAGAAGAAUCAAAAUAACCAAACAGAAAAAAUAAAAGAUCUCAAAUUAAAUGUACAAAAUGAAGAAAAUAAUAAUAAUAAUAAUAAUAAUGCACAAGAUAAUGUAUACAGUAAUAAUAUUAAUAAUAAUAAUAUUAAUAAUUAUGAUGAACAUAUAAAACAAAACAAUCAUUAUAAUUUAUAUCCUACAAAUAAAAAAACAGAUAAUGAACAAAAUAAAAAUAGUCAAGGAAAAUCGGAAGAAACACAAAACAUUACUCAAAAUGAAAACAAAAACAAAAUUAAAAAUAUUACAAACAAAAAAAAAAAAAAAAAAAAUCAAACACAGAAAAUAUUUUCUCAAAAUAAAAAUGUAAAACAAGAAAAUGUCCCCAUUCCUCAAAAUCAUAAUACCUAUGGAAUACAACAUAAGCGAAUUCAUGAUACACUUAAUAGUAAGGAGAAGAAAGAAAGAAAAAACAAACAAAAAAUUCUAAAUACAAAUAAUAAUGAUAAAAAUGAAUCACGUGAUACAAACAUUAAGGAUAAUUCAAAUAAUACAAUAAAAAAUGUAAACCUUAAUAAAAUUCCAAACAAAAAUCAUACCAAACAAAGUAUCAAAAAUAUAAAAAAAGAAAGUAAUACCAUACAAGAACAAAAUAAAAAAAUAAAGAAAACUCAAAUGAAAGAAAACAUGAACACAAAUGAACAAAAUGUAAAGCAUACUAAACAAAAAAUAGGGAAUCAAAAUAAUAAAUCAAAAGCAAAAGAAAAAGAAAAAGAAAAAACAAACAAAAUAACCAAUAUAAAAAAGGCUAAUAAAAAUGAUAAGUAUAAUAUAAUCAUGUCAUCUAGCCAUGAUGAAGAUAAUAACAAACAAGCACUACAAAAGCAUGAUCAAAUUAUAAAUCAAGAAUUAGAAUGUAACCAAAAAAAUGUUCAACAACCAAUUUGUGAAGUACAAAAUAAAUUACAUAAUGUAGAUAAUGAACAGGAUAAAAAACAAGCUCCAUUAAAUAAAAUAAAUGAACAAAAUGAAAUAGCGAAUAACCAAGAUAUAAUAGAAAAUAUGGGCAAUUCAAAAAAUAUAAAUGAAGCCAAACUUUUGAAUAAUCAAACAAUGAACCUACAAAAUGGUGAUUAUAAUAAAAUCAAACAUAUAAAAGGUACCGAAGAGUGCAAAAAAAUGGACAAACGUAAGGAUAAUAAUAAAAAUGAUAACAAUAAAAAUGAUAAUAAUAAAAAUGAUAAUAAUAAAAAUGAUAAUAAAAAUGAUAAUAAUAAAAAUGAUAAUAAUAAAAAUGAUAAUAACAAUGAUCAUAAUAAUGAUAACAAUAAUGAUAACAAUAAUGAUAAUAAUAAUAAUUGUAAUAGUAUCCAUCAUAUACAUAAUAAUGACAAAUUAUUAAACCAAAGCAACAAUUAUAUUAAGGAGAAACAACAUAAAAACACAACUUUUUAUAUGAUCGAAAAACAAAAGGAUAAUAUUAUUAAUACAUGCAUUCAAGUGUAUUAUCAUAUGAAAACCUUUAUUCAUAGAAAUAAAAAAACUAACUGUAUAAGAAUAAACAAAUGUAAUUUUAUAGACACCUUAAUUAUGUUCUACAUUUUAUUAAAAAACAAAUUAAAUUAUAAAAACAAACAAUUAUAUAUGUUUAAAAUGGGACUAAAAAAAAUUGAAGAUAUCUUCCAAAAUUAUAAUCAUAUAAAAAGAGAAAUCGAAAAUAUUACUUCAUCCAUAUUACAAAUGAAUAACAGUAUAAAGUUAUUAAAUGAAGAUAUUGAGAAAAAUUCCUUAAAUCAUAUUCAAUUAGAAGAAACAUUAAAUUCAAAUAAAAAAAUAUUAAAUAAAAUUACAAAUGAUAUAGAUGAAAUGAUGGAAAAAAAAAAUGAAUCUGAAAAAUUAAUUGAAGAAGAAUGUAUUAAUAUAAUUUUUAAAAUACAGAAUGUCGAAAAUAAUGAUAUAAAAAAUAUAUUAAAAAAUAAUUAUCCUGAUAUUAUACAUAUAAAUAUAUGUAUUAUGAUUAAUACACUUAUACGGAAUACCUUUUUAAAUGACAAUAAUGAUAAUUGGAAUUAUUUUAAAAAUUUAUUGUCAAAAGAUAAUUUUUCAAAAAUAUUUUUUAAUUUUAAAAAAGAAAAUGUAACAGAUAAACAAAUAAAACGAAUCAAAGAAUACAUGAACAAAGAUGAAGUUGUUUAUAAUACCAAAAGGAUCUAUGAAAUGAAUAAUAUUUUUACAUAUCUUUUUGAAUGGAUUGUUUUCAUAAUAAAAUAUAAAGAACAUCAUAAAGAUAUGUCUAAUAUAAAUAAUAUUAUAUCAUCAAAUAAAAUAAAAAAACAAAAAUAUGAUAUAGAAAAUAAUAUCUUGUUGGAACAAAUUAUAUCAAAUAAAACAUCUAUAGUUAAUAAUAAAAAUCAAGUAAAUAAUAAAACAGAAAUAAUAGAUAACCUAAAUAAAAAAUUACAUAUUAUUAAUAAAGCAUAUUUACCAUAUCUAGAAAUUAAACCUUUUCUACUAAAAAUACAAAAAAAAUAUAUAUAUAUUAUAAAUAAAAUUAUUAAUAAUUAUAAAUAUAUCAUUUCAGAAAUUUUACUCUAUUCAUUCUUUCUAAACUAUUCUUCAUCUUUUAAUUAUAAAUAUAGAUCCUAUUUAAUAAAUUUAUGGAUAUCUAUUAUCAAAAAUAAUUAUAUUAUAAUCAAAGAUAAUAUAAAUAUACAACAAAUAUAUACAUCUGAUACUAUCAUAUCAUUAUUUCUAUCAAAUAAUUUCCCAAGACAUAUAUUCUAUGUUCAAAAUGCACUAAUAUCAUUUAAUCAUUUCAGAUGGCCUCUACUAGUAGAUAUACAAAAUAUUGGUCUACAAUGGUUAAAAAAAAGUUUUACAAAUAAUCUAGUAAUACAUAAUUUUGAUGAUAAUAUAACCAAACAUCUAGACAUGUGUAUAAUAUAUGGAAAAAUACUUAUCAUACAAUAUUUCAAUUUCCAAAAUUUAUAUAUAUAUGAUAAAAAAUAUAAUCAUUCAUUUAAUACUAAUAAUCAUUCUGUGCAUGAACAUUUUAAAAAUAUACGACAAAACCAUUUAUUUAAAAAAAAAAAAAUUAUUAAAAAUAAGCAUAUUCAACUUAAUUCAAACUAUUCAAUAAUAGAACCAUUAAUAGAGCGCAACAUAUAUCUCUCAAACGGAAAAUAUUACAUAAAUAUAGGAAAGAAAAAACUUGAAUACAAUAGGGAGUUUAAAUUAUUCCUUGUAAGCGAUACGAACGACCGAUAUUUCCAAGAUAUAGAAGACUACGUUAAUGUAAUUAAUUUUAAAAUCGAUAAAAAUCUAAUUAUAAAUAAAAUUACUAACAUUAUACUUAAACAUGAAGAAGAAAGAAAGGUUCUAAAUUUUAACACAAAAAUUAAAAACUAUUAUGAAACUAAACAAACAUUAAAAUUUUUAGACGAUGGAAUGAUAAUAGAAUUAUGUUCGUUUAAUAAUGUUGCUAGUAUAAAUAACAACAUCAACACAAUCAACCAUAACGAUAAUAAUAACAGCAAUAUCGAAAACAAUAUAGAUAAUAAUAACAUAAAUAAUAAUAAUAAUAAUAAUAAUAAUAAUAAUAAAAAUCUUAUUAAUGCCAUAAAUAAUAAUGCUCUUAAAAAAAUCGAAAUAAAAAAAUUAUUAAAAGAAUAUCAACAAGAAAUUGUCAAAAUAAAUGAUUCAUCUAAAAAUAUUAAAUAUCUAGGUUAUAGAUUUCAUUCUAUAUAUAAAAUAUUAUUAUUAUUAUCACAACUCAAAUCUAUCUAUUAUUUUAAUUUUAAUUAUUUAUUAAAUAUAUUAAAUAACCUAAUUAAAAAUAUUAAUAAGAAAAUGAUAAUAUGUAAUUUUAAUCAACUAAUCAAAAAAUUUACUCAUAAUUGUUUUCUAUUCAUAUUAAAUUCAAUAAACAAAAAAGACACAUUAUUCUUUUUAUUUAUCUUUUAUACAUCAUUAAUAUUUGAACAACAAAAAUUAAAUUCUACACAACAACAACAAAAUAAUAAUAAUAAUAAUGUCAAAUCUAUUAAAAUAGAAAAAUAUACAUAUUAUUCUUUAUUCUUAAAAAUCAACAAUUUAUACAAUAUAAAUACAAAUACGUUAAAUAAUAUUGAAUGGUUAAAUACAAAAAAAAAGAGACAACUUAUAUUUAUACAAAAGGAAUAUAACAAACUUCAAAUAUUAAUAAAUGAUAUACAAAAUAAUACUAUUGAAUAUUUUAAUUGGUAUAAACAAACAAAACCAGAAGAAAAUCUUUUCUUCCUUAAAAAAAUACAAUUAAAUACAUUAGAAAUUAUAUUAUUUAUUUAUAUUAUGCGCAAGGAUAGAUUAUUUUUUUAUAUAUAUUCACAAUUAAAAAAUUAUCUAGACUUAACAGAAACAUUCACAUUUUCUCUCCCAAGCGACCUAAAUUAUAUAGAUGCAAAAACGUUUCUAUAUAUUACAGAACCAAACCAUUCUUAUGAUUAUAUAUUAUCAAAAUGUAACAUUAAUAAAAAUAAAAAUAAUUAUAGUUAUGGUAUAAAUCAUACCACUAAUAAAAACAAUACUACUACCAGUAAUAAUAAUAUUACUACUAUUACAACCAAUAGUAGUAAUAUUCAUAAUAAUAGUAGCUCUUUAAAAAUUCUUAGUGUUGGCAACAAUCUUAAUAAUGAUAUUCAAAUAUCCAUUGAAACUUCUUUACAAAACGGAAAAAAAUUAUUAUUAGAAAAUUUCCAUUUAAUUAAUUUUAAUAUAGAUAAAUUUUACGAAAUAUAUAAUAACAAAAAAAUACAUUCAAAUUUUCAAUUAAUCUUAACAGCAGAAAAAUAUUUAUCUCUAUCCAUAAUUAAAAAAGCAAUUAAAAUUUAUUCACAUAAAGAACAAUUUUUGAAAACAUUGAUCUUAGACUUUUUCAUUUAUGUACACAAUAUAUACAAACAAAAAUUAAAAAAUAAUUUUAUAAACUCUUUCCUAUUCUCAUUAUCAUUUUUUCACACCAUAUUAAUAUCUAGAUGCAAUUACAAUAACUUUGGAUUCGAUCAUUUUUAUUAUUUUGAUAAUAAAGAUUUUGAAACAACAUUUGAUUCUUUAAUAUAUUAUUUUAAUUUAAUUCAACAGAAAAAUGUUUUAAAUCAUCUCUCCGAUGCACAUCAGAUGGAUUCGCAAUAUUUUAAUCAAACAUCUAUAACGGAGCAACAUGAAACGAAGGAGGUUAAUAUAAACUGGCAAUUCGUAAAAGAUAUUAUCCUAAACGUAUAUUCAAGUAAAGUAAAGCACACGGACAGGAAUAUUAUAAAAAGCUAUAUCAACGAAUAUUUUAAUGAAUAUUCAUUUAAUGAGAAAAACGAGUUUAUUUUUUCUGUUGAUGGAUCAUAUAAAUAUAAAUUUUUACUAAACCGUUCUAUCAAAGAAUAUAUCAAUUUAAUUAAGAGUUACCCCAUUUUCAAUAGUUGCAAAACAUAUGGAAUGAAGAUUGAAGCGGAUAAGAAGAAAGAAGAAGAACAAAAUAAAAAUCUCCUCAACAAUUUAAAGAAAAUAUGUCAAGAUGAAAUUUUAAUAUACGAGAAAGAGAAUAAUGACAAAGAUAUUUUCUUUAACCUUGACAGUGACUAUUAUUCAAGCUCCUUUCUAAAUUCGGAUAGUACAGAUGUUCUUAAAAUAAAAGAGCUUAAUGUAAAUGAAAAUGACCCAGUCAUAACAAAAAUAAAUAGUACAGAAACAAAUGAAUAUAUUAUAAAUAAUGAGAACAUACAUUUUGUAAAUAUUAAUAAAGACAAUAGUGAUAUUAAAACAUUUGCAAAAAUGUUUAAACAUACUUAUACAAAUAAUAUAAAUGAAAUAAAUUAUAUAAAUAAUAUAAAUAAUAUAAAUAAUAGUAUAUAUAAUAAUAAUUAUUAUUAUGAUGAUGAUCUAAUUUAUGAACACAAUUUAUUAAAUAUGGACUUCAUGAAGAAUAUAAAAAAGAUGAAUGAAUUUUAUGAAUUACUCAAAAAACUUAAAUUAUUGUUUAAAGAUAACCUUAACAUAAAUUCACAAUGGCAUAAAAAUAAUAUGACAACAAUACAAUUAUGUUGUAAAAAAGAAACUAAAAUAUUUAAAGAAAUUACAAAUAAUCUGUAUUUCGAUGUAAUACAAAUAGAACAACAAUUAAAUAAAAAUAAGAAAAAAUUAGAUAUUCAUACAAAAAUUAUUAUGAUCUUUUUAUCAUUAAAUAAAAUACCACCAAAAUGGUCUAUGUAUUUUAAUAAAAAAAUCAAAUAUGUAAAUAAUUUUAUAACCUAUUUUGAAAAUAUAAAAGAACAAUUAUAUUUCUGGAAUAUUACAGGGGAACUCAAAUUUUAUAAUAUACAAUAUCUAUUUUAUCCUACUCUAUUUUUUAAAGCUUUAUUAAUUAAAUAUAGUUUUAUAUAUCAAAAAAAAAUUAAAGAUUGUAUUCUUAUAUGCAAAACUAAUAAUGACUCUGACAUAAAUAAAAAGGAAAAUGUACAUACACAAAAAAAUAUUUACUAUAGUAGUGAUGAAGAUAUAGAAUUUGUUUCAAACCAAAUCAAUUAUUCAAAUUAUGUUCAUUAUGAUAUGCACAUAUAUACUGAUAUAGAUAUUGUCGGCAUAUAUACCUUGAACAACAAUUUUGAUUGUUUUGGAAUGAAGUCUAAAAAUAACAAGAAAUACGAUCAACUUCCCAUAAUAACAUUAAGUGUUAUUGAGAAGAAGGAAAAAAAUAUAUUAAAAGAUAAAAAAAUACCUCUUUAUCAAAACAAAUAUAAUAAAAAAUUAAACAAAAACAAAAAUAAUAAGUUUAUAACAUAUUUGUAUUUUAAAUCCGACAAACACAAGUCCUUCAUAUAUAUAAAUAAAAUCUACUUAUUUAUAUAUGACUAA
Plasmodium reichenowi is the source of this 17289-nucleotide messenger RNA. Its product is annotated as dynein heavy chain, putative. The record is from RefSeq and is a predicted model, not a curated record. Gene Ontology annotation, molecular function: minus-end-directed microtubule motor activity; dynein light intermediate chain binding; dynein intermediate chain binding. Gene Ontology annotation, cellular component: dynein complex; axoneme. Lineage: Eukaryota; Apicomplexa; Aconoidasida; Haemosporida; Plasmodiidae. Bases 1 to 17289 code for a protein of 5762 amino acids. The transcript is spliced from 34 exons. Gene Ontology annotation, biological process: microtubule-based movement.